AGCCAAUUGAAGAAACACGAUAUCUAGCCCAACCGCCACGCAAGAAUGGCCGUCGAUCCUCCUUUCCAUCAAUACUAAUCCCUUCCCUCUCUCUAAUCGCUUCUUCUUCAUCUUCUCGCCUCCCACCCCCUCCUUGGAGACAUGGACAUGGCCGGCGAGUCGCCAUCGUCGCUGGCCAACGGCGACUCCGCCGCAUCCACCCCCACCGUGGCGGCGCCGCCCUCCUCGAGGAUGCUUCAGCUCGCUGAGUCGCUCAAGCUCGAGCACCAGUUCCUUCGCGCCCCCCUGGAGCAAUUCAAGAAGACGAUCCGCUCCCACCACCGCUACGCCGAGAAGGAGAUCUCCGCCGUGCUCUCCAGCGUCGCCGACGCUGCCGACCGCUCCGACGCUAUGUCCAGGGAGGACGCCGCUGACCACCUCAGAUCCCUCGUCUCCCGCCUCCAGGGCCUCAAGCGCAAGUUGGAAGAAGGGAGUCAGACGCAGAAGUUGCAGGCCCAGAGAUGCCGGGCUCGGCUGGACCACUUGGAUUCAAUUGAUGUUGAUAACGUGACGGAGUGGAAAAACACGAGGUUGAAGCGCAUCCUUGUUGACUACAUGCUGCGGAUGUCGUACUAUGAUACCGCCAAGACGCUUGCAGAGACAAGCAACAUUCAGGAUCUUGUUGAUAUUGAUAUCUUCCUUGAUGCAAAAAGGGUAAUUGAUUCUCUCCAAAAUAAGGAGGUAGGGCCUGCACUUGCCUGGUGUGCAGAGAACAAGUCCAGGUUGAAAAAAUCUAAGAGCAAGCUUGAGUUUCAAUUGAGGCUUCAGGAGUUCAUAGAGUUGGUAAGAGCUGACAACUACUUGCGGGCCAUACAAUAUGCUCGGAAGUAUCUUGCACCCUGGGGAAUGACUUAUAUGAAAGAAUUGCAGCGUGUCAUGGCAACCUUGGCCUUGAGGAGCAAAACCGAGUGUCCCACUUACAAGGUUUUCUUUGAGCCAAUGCAAUGGGUCUAUCUGGUGGAGCAGUUCAGGCAGGAAUUCUGUAGAUUGUUUGGGAUGACCCUUGAACCCUUGCUGAAUAUCUAUCUGCAAGCAGGAUUGUCAGCCCUGAAGACUCCAUUUUGUUUUGAAGAGGGUUGUACCAAAGAAGACCCACUAUCCCAUGAGAGCUUCCGCAAAUUAGCGGCACCAUUGCCAUUCUCAAAGCAGCACCAUUCUAAGCUUGUUUGCUACAUAACUAAAGAGCUGAUGGACACAGAGAACCCACCACUUGUUUUGCCUAAUGGCUAUGUAUAUAGCACUAAAGCUCUUGAAGAAAUGGCCACCAAAAAUGAUGGCAAAGUUACUUGUCCCAGAACUGGUGAAACUUUCAAUUUCUCUGAGCUUGUCAAGGCCUACAUUUCAUAACUCAGCUUGCCAUUGUACGGAGCAUCUGAAGCUGGCAUGUUCGGUGGCUCACAGGCACUGUAACUAAACACAAAUGUGAUUGUAUGCACUCCAUCCAAGUUGUGCAAUAUUGAGUUUCUGACUUGUCUCAUGUUUAAGAUGAGUCAAGCAGCUAGAUGACUACCUUAGUGCAUUUGGAUGUAUUCUUUGUUCGGAGAAAAACAAAAAUGAGUGAUUAAAAAAUGGGAAGAAAAAAGAAAAGCUGAAUGAUUUAUUUAUUUAUUUUAAAUAAUCUUUC
This is a messenger RNA of Elaeis guineensis (African oil palm), 1663 nucleotides long. Its product is annotated as protein MAEA homolog. Gene Ontology annotation, cellular component: nucleus; GID complex; cytoplasm. Gene Ontology annotation, molecular function: protein binding; ubiquitin protein ligase activity. Gene Ontology annotation, biological process: proteasome-mediated ubiquitin-dependent protein catabolic process. The record is from RefSeq and is a predicted model, not a curated record. Lineage: Eukaryota; Viridiplantae; Streptophyta; Magnoliopsida; Arecales; Arecaceae.